CUACGUAGCUAGCUACUUAUCAUUUCGCCCGCGAAUACACUCUUUGCUUCGCACACGUUGAAUUUAUCUCUUCAACUUCCUAUGUCAGUAUCAACAAGUCGUCAUGGAUUCUCGUAUGUACCGCGGGCUCGCCAAUGGGUAUGAAAGUACAGCAUCAGCGCCAUCUCUGCGCGCAGCUGAACCAUCUUAUUCUUACGGUAUGAGCUCACCCACUUCCGAAGACAGUGCAAAUGUCAAAGUCGUGGUACGAGUACGAAAGUUUCUCAAGCGAGAAACGGACCGUAACGCCAAAUGCCUAGUCGAGAUGGACGCCAAUGGCAAACAGACAACACUCAAAGCACCACUUGAAGGCGACCCCGCCUAUCCAAAGACGAGCAAAGGCAAAGUCUAUGAAGAUAGAUCGUUCAACUUCGACCAUUCAUAUUGGUCACAUAACGAAGAAGAUCCGCAUUUCGCAAGCCAAGAAGCUGUUUACAAAUCUUUCGCAGAGGAGUUCCUCGACCACAACUUUGAUGGAUACCAUACCUGUAUAUUUGCGUAUGGUCAAACCGGAUCUGGCAAGAGUUAUACCAUGAUGGGUACUGCAGAGCAGCCGGGUCUGAUUCCGCGCACCUGCGAAGAAUUGUUCUUCAGAAUCGAGAACGAACCGUCUCCGAAUACCAAUUACCAUGUUCACGUUUCGUACUUUGAGGUGUACAAUGAGCAUGUUCGCGACCUUCUGGUCCCUCGAUCCAGCCCAGAUCUUUUUCUCAAGAUCCGCGAUUCCAAGUCGGACGGGGUCUUCGUGCAGGGCUUGACUGAGACUGCGAUCAAAAGCUAUGCUGAUGUGGAACGCCUUUUGAGAGAGGGUGACACUAAUCGUACCACCGCUCAAACCAAAAUGAAUGACACCUCCUCGCGCUCACAUGCCGUGUUCACUAUUCAACUCAAGCAGAUCACACAUUCUCUUCUUUCAGACGAAACCGUGGAACGUACUGCACGCAUGCGUCUUGUCGAUCUCGCAGGGUCUGAACGCGCAAAAUCGACCGAGGCGACGGGAGCACGGUUGAAGGAAGGGGGUCAGAUCAACAAGUCUUUAAGUACUCUUGGUCGUGUGAUUGCUGCACUCGCAGAAGCUGGUCAGAAGAUGGGUCGCAGAACAAAAGAGAGGGUGCCGUACAGAGACUCGGUUCUUACUUGGCUUCUCAAGGAUUCCCUCGGCGGUAACAGUAAAACUGCUAUGGUCGCCUGUAUUGCACCAUCAGACUACGAAGAAACGCUGUCCACCCUCCGUUACGCUGAUCAGGCGAAACGUAUCCGUACGCGUGCGACUGUCAAUGAAGACUCGCUCUCAGCCGCAGAGCGCGAUGCUCAAAUUAAACAAAUGGCAAAGGAAAUCGAACUUCUCCAACGCAGUGCCAUGGCUGCCAGUACACGCAAACGCGAAGAGGCAGAUGAGCUUGAGGAGUACCAGCGCCAGGUCGCACAGAUGAACCGCCUUAUGGAAGAGAGCCGCAGCGUAUCCGAAGCCAAGAUCAAGGCCCUCCAAGCGGAAGUCGAAGAGCUUCGUCCGCUCAAUGCAACCCUACAGAUGGAAAUGGACGCUAUCAAGCGCCAUCUCCGUCUCGCCACCGAGGAGAUCAAAAAUCCGAUCAAGAUCCCCUCUGCCGCCGAGCUCGAAGCUAUCGCCAAUGGUGUUCCUCUCGAUAAGAGUGGUCCUGGCUUCAACAUUGCCGAAGACGCUCACAGCGAAGAAGGUUAUGGUUCUGCUGAGGAGCAGUAUGAUGAUACAGAGGAGAUUGGUGCUAAACUUGCAGCUUUGUUGCAGGAGCAGGCAGAGGAGUUCUUGAAGGAGGUGGGUCACUUCAGACGCAAGAUCAACGACGACCACCAGCGUUUCGGCAUCUCCAUGGUUGCAGAGGACGAGUACUGAAGUGUCGAAUUUGGUGGUGCAUUCAACGGUACGGUCACUGGGUUUCGAUAGCAUGUUUGGCGCCGUGGCGAAUCAGAACUUGGGCAGUAUGGCAUCAUGGCUUCAAAGAUGAAUUUUAGCAGGCGCAUAGCGACUAGGUCUAUCACAGCUUGCAUAGCAAAUCCAGCAAUCCAUGACUUGGAUACUAUUAGCGGACCUCGCAUUACAAGCGGCACCGCUUUUCGCCUGCAUUAGCCUAAAAGGCUCGUAUAGUCUUUAUACAGUAGCUCACAAAAUGAAAACAAUAUGCUCAUUAGCUUGAGUCCUAGUUGUGCAUAAAUGAUAGGUUCUGUAUGAGUGAGCGAACAAAUGACUAUAUGCCGCCGUAUAUAGCUGACAGGAAAUUGCCAAUCAGACGUGGAGACCGGCAAGAUCUUUCUUUUCGUCCUAACAACAGACUACAUAUCUUAUGCUUCUCGUACUCUGGGGCAGUGAAGAGGCAAGAAAGCAGGUGGCUGG
Molecule: messenger RNA, 2410 nt
Organism: Pseudovirgaria hyperparasitica
Lineage: Eukaryota; Fungi; Ascomycota; Dothideomycetes; Acrospermales; Acrospermaceae
Product: kinesin
Exons: 3
Coding region: 104-1912 (602 amino acids)
Biological process (GO): mitotic spindle organization; microtubule-based movement
Molecular function (GO): microtubule motor activity; microtubule binding; ATP binding
Source: RefSeq, a predicted model, not a curated record